This is a messenger RNA of Acanthamoeba castellanii str. Neff, 1155 nucleotides long. Its product is annotated as BSD domain containing protein. Gene Ontology annotation, cellular component: cytoplasm. Lineage: Eukaryota; Discosea; Longamoebia; Acanthamoebidae. Bases 1 to 1155 code for a protein of 384 amino acids. The transcript is spliced from 7 exons. The record is from RefSeq and is a predicted model, not a curated record.
AUGAGCUCGCAAGGAGGUGACCAGCAGGGUGCAGGCAGCUCAAGCUGGUGGGGCUGGGGCGACACCAUCCUCCAAACUGUCAAGAAGCAGUCCGAGACCAUCAUCUCGAUUUACAAGGAGGACUUGUCCGAGUUCACGCGAACCAUCAAGGAGGACACAAUGAGCGUGGUGAAGGAGGUGGUCAAGCAGGAAGAGGGUGCCGCCGGCAGCUCCACCUCGGCGAGCGGCGAGAAGAAGCGGCCCAAUGCCGGUGGUAGCGCUGCCGCCACGUCGUCCUCCGGCCUCUCCAACUUCUUCAACUUCAUGGAUAGCCUCAAAGACGAAGAAGAGGAAGAAGUCUUGGCCAAGUCGAGGCGGGAGAAGGGCGUGAAGAAGCUGCAGAAGGACAUCAACACCUACACCCAGCCGCCUGCCGACGAGGAGGACUUCAAGGAGUGGAAGGCCGGCUUCAACCUCGAGGCGCGCACCGUCGAGAUCAGCCAGCUCCUCUCGGCCAACAACAAGCUUCGCGCAAUCCACAACGAACUUCUUCCCAAGCUCACCUACAGCGUGUUCUGGGAGCGGUACUACUACCGCUUGGAGAAGCUGCUCAAGGACGAAGAGCGCAGGGAGAAGAUCCUCAUGCGAGCUGAGUUGGACAAUAAGCUCGAUGACUGGGGCGGCUGGGAAGAUGAUGAAGGGGAAGGAGAAGAAGGUGUCGAGGCCGCCACUGACGAAGCGAAGAAGGAUGUAGAAGAAGAAGAAGAAGAAGAAGAGAGAGAAGCGGAGCAAGAUGCGGACAACGACGCCACCAACGAAACCGAGGCACAGGGCGAGGAGGCGACUGCGGCGGAGACCGCCACUGAGCCCGCUGCGGACGAGCCGACCCCUGUCGAAGAUGCUGAGCACAAUGCUGCAGAGAAGAGCUCUGCGGAGGAAGUGGCCCCGGUUGAGGAGGAGGAAGCCGCAGCCCCACAGGGCGAGGAGGACAAGAACGCUGCCGAAGGACGGGAAGUGGUGGCUGGUGACCUGCCUACGGGAGACGCCGCCCCCGAGGAAGAGGAAGAGGAGAACGACGACGACGACGAUGUGCUGCUCGAUGUGGAGGACUCGGAGCUCGUGCCCACCUCUCCUCAAGUGGGCGAGGGUGACGAUGACUGGGAUGCUUGGGAGUAA